AUGAAAAUCUUAAAAUCGUUAUUUCGAAAUCCUGCUAUUCGCAUCGCAUUUCGUAGACGAGCGAGUACAACUCGAAUACCUUCUAGUUUUGCUAGUGGUCUUGUUGAAUUAUCUCAAUAUGUUACGGUAUCUGAAAUUAAAGCUCGGUUUUUAACAAGUGCAAAAAAUAUAAUUGAUCAAUUAACAAGUCCAACUUAUUUAAUAUUAAGCAAUAAAGGUUAUGUUUUACGUGCAGUCAUUGCCAAUGGAACACAGGGUCCAUACCCAGAUAAACCUUAUGAUAUAGCUACCGUAUUUGGUGAUUAUUAUUUAAUACAAACUAUAUUACGUUUAUUUAAACUUCAAUAA
Molecule: messenger RNA, 348 nt
Organism: Adineta steineri
Lineage: Eukaryota; Metazoa; Rotifera; Eurotatoria; Adinetida; Adinetidae
Source: the annotation of a GenBank genome assembly